CAUGGUGAAACCCCAUCUUUAAAAAAAAAAAAAAAAAAAGACAUCUCAAAUUUAACAUACUCAAAAUUGCACUUACUUCUCCAGUUGUUCAUGCCAAAGUAUCUUUGGCAGUUUUAUUUCUUCUUCUCCAGUUCAUCAAAUCCUCUUGGCUCCACCUUCAAAGUAUAUCCAGAAUUCCAUUUCUCCUCACUUCCACUGCUGCCACUGCAGAUCAGGUAUCUACAGUGGCAGCAGUGGAAGUGAGGAGAAAUGUGAGAAUUCUGUAUCUUCAGGAUUAUUGUUGUGGCUGGUCUUUUUCCUUUGAUCAUUGCUACUUAGAGUCAAUUCUCCACAUAGCAGCCAGAGUGAAUAGCGUUAGCAUGGAAACCAGAUCAAGUUACUCUUCUGCUCAAAACCCUCAGUAUUUUCUUACAUCAAAGGAAAAAUCAGAGUCUUUUUUAAAGGCCUGUGAGGCCCUCUGUGAUCCACUCUGCCCUUCCCCACCUACCACUUUCAUCCACUACUCAAUUCUUUGUUUGCUCAGCUCCACCAACACUAGCUUUUCUGUUGGCCUUUAAACACCACAGUUGUCCUCUGAGGUGGGAGCAGAGCAUUGGGCACUUGGUAAAUGCAGAGUUCAUUUUCUAGACCUGUUCUGGUUUUUAUGUCCUGAUCUUCCCUUUCCUGUUCUCCCUGGAGCUUGGAGAACUCGGGAGUUCCUGGGGAGCCCUGGAGUCCCUACCGUCAUUACUGAGCCAGUAGACGUCCACAGUCCUCUGGCCCUGCUUGGAUUGGAACAUUGUUUGAGGCUGCUGGAGUAAGGAUGCUGCCUGAGAAGAGAGUAAGAAAGAAUGAGACAAACUCCUUACGCAGCUGAGCAAUUGCUCCUUGUAUCGUACCUCUCUUCCCCUAAGAGAAUUACUGCUAUUCCAGAGAAAUGUCAUGUGGCUUCUCUCCACAUUGACUAACCACAUUCCCUUUUCAUUUUCCUGGGUGCCUGCUUCUCUAACCCACUCUCAACUCUGUUUUUCCUAAAACAGGACAUGUUUUAGGAUUGGUCUCCUUUCUGCUAAGUAUCCAUCCCUAUGACAUCCAAAUAUUCAGGGUUUACUGGGAAAAGUGGGGCUAUCUUUUGUGUUAUAACACAAAAUAAUGUUAUCUUUCUACUAAGGAUGCCCCAAAUGUAAACUGGCAAGAUGUGUAAUAUUACUAGAAUUAGGGUAGUGCUGGAAACCGUUCUCUAGAAUUGGACCGUAGCCCUUCCUGACCACACUCCAGCUCACCCUACUAUGUUUUAUCUUUUGAUCAAAAUUUCUCCCACCUGACAUUCAAAGCUUUCCCCCACCCCAAACAUUUCAGGAGAACCAAACGUCAAGCAAAUUCAUUUCUCUCACAUCUGGUACCCAAUUCUAUUCAGUCUUAGGUCUUGGUAACUCUAGAUGAGUUCAUGUGCCUCCCAGAUUGCCUUUGAGAGCCAAUUUCUAUACCUCUCACACCAUGUCCUUCUCUUAUUCCUCUUUUCACUCACCUUGAGCUUGGCGUUGAGUAGCCAGGCUUAACCCUCCUGGCAUCCUUAUGAGGCUAUGCCAUAGUAGUAGUCAAAGGCAUCACUUUAUGGAGAGGAGAGAAAAGGUCUAGGAGGAAGAGAUGAAGGAGUGGGAGUCUUUUUCCUGGGGACACAGGCACUGCUGGGCAGCUGUGGGAAGCAAGGUCUUCACCAUGAUUAUAUUUCCUCUCAUUAUUAGUUCCUGACCAUUUGUAUGCCCAUCUUACUCUUCUCUAUCUCACAUUUACAGUAGAAUACCUAUGUAAUACUUGACAGCAGAUAUAGGCCCUUUCUGCCAAUUUUGCUGAUAACCCAGGAUAAGUACAUUGGACUUCAGUUGGUUCAAACACGAGACCUGAAAGGAGAAGCAACUAGGAAAGAAGGGGAUAUGCUAUCCAGCAAACCCCGGCAUGAGCCUCUCGGACACCCCACAUUAUCCUUCUCAGCUGGAGAGUAUCUCUCUUCCCGUCCAGGACUGCCUUGGACUCCCCGUGCACGCCCAAAGAGCCGCUUCCUGGCCUUCCUCCCCCGACGAGGAUCCCAGUUUGCCUUCUUUUCCUCUGGAAGAGCCUGGCCCCAGGACCCUGGUCCCAGGGAGCCUUCCCUUUUCAGCCUUGUUCCUAGAGGAAGAAGAGGAAGAGGAUGAAGAUGAAGACGAGGAGGAGCCCGAGUGGCUGCGCAGCGAGGAGCAUCCGAGCCAGUUUUUCGCCGAGGCCCAGCGGCUGCGGGAGCAGAGAUUGUUGCUAGACGAAGAGGUGUCAGUCGCGGGGCGGGUAUACGGGGUGCAUCGGGUGAUCUUGGCCGCAGUCAGCAGCCUCUUCCGAGACAGGCUGCUGGGCGGCGGAGGUCCGCGGCCCCCCUUAAGCCUCGAGGUGUCCCCAGGGGGAUGGGAGGCCAUGCUGACCUUUGCCUAUGAGGGAGUGCUGGGCCCCGCCCCGCAGGAGGAUGUGCUGGCGGCCGCCGAGGCGCUGGGAGCGCCCCGGGUGAAGGCUGCUGCCCAGCGGAGAUGCGAGAGGGCUGGAAAUGCCCGGGAAGAUGUAAAGGAGCCCAGCCAGGCAGAGGAGCUGAGGGAGAACCUGCGCGGAAUCGAGCUUCUCUACCGAGAGGGCAUCGGCUGUGACUUGAAGCUGGAGGCAGGCGGCUGCCAGCUGCGGGUGCACCGAGCAGCCCUGGCCUGCGGCAGUGAGUUCUUUGGGGCCAUGCUCCUCAGCGGGAUGAGGGAAUCCAAGGGCACAGAGGUGUCUCUGCGGACCAUCUCCACCCGGGACCUGCGACUCCUGGUCUCUUUUGCUUACUCUGGAGUUGUGCGGGCAAGGUGGCCAGGACUCCUGAGAGCUGCUCAGGCUGCUCUGCAGUACCAGAGCUCUUCCUGCCUGGAUUUGUGUCAGAAAGGCUUGGCACAGGGCCUCAGCCCCGCCCGUUGCCUGGCCCUGUUCCCCAUGGCGGAAGCCCCUGGGUUGGAGAGGCUCUGGAGCAAAGCCCGUCACUACCUCCUCACCCACCUGCCUGCUGUAGCCUUGUGCCGUGCUUUCCCUUCUUUACCAGCUGCCUGCUUGGCUGAGCUUCUGGAUAGUGAUGAGCUUCAUGUGCAGGAGGAGUUCGAGGCCUUUGUGGCUGCACGGUGUUGGCUAGCUGCCAACCCCGAGACCCAAGAGUCAGAGGCCAAGGCCCUGCUGCAAUGCGUCCGCUUUGGCCGCAUGUCCACCAGGGAGCUGCGAAGGGUGCGGGCAGCCGGGCUACCUCCACCCCUGACCCCAGAUCUGUUGCACCAGCUGAUGGUACAGGCUGAUGUUCCAGGCCAAGAGAGACGGAGGGAGCCUGACCAGGCACUGGUAGUGAUUGGCGGGGAUGGGCUGAGACCAGACAUGGCCCUAAGACAACCAUCCCAAGCAGUGUGGUGGGCCCGAGCCUUCCGCUGUGGCAUCGGACUUGUACGAACUGUGGAGUGGGGACAGCUGCCUGCCCUGCCUGCCCCAGGACGCUUCCGGCAUGGGGCCGCGAGCCUGGCAGGACGUGAACUCUAUGUGUGUGGGGGACAAGAUUUCUACAGUCACUCCAACACCCUGGCUUCAACUCUCAGGUGGGAGCCCAAUCAAGAGGACUGGGAGGAAAUGGCUCCUUUGUCCCAGGCUCGAAGCUUUUUCCCCUUGGUGGCACUGGAUGGACAACUUUAUGCCCUAGGUGGAAGACAAAAUGGUGUUGCCCUGGACUCUGUGGAGACCUACAACCCUGAGCUCGAUGUCUGGAGGCCAGCACCUGCACUUCCAGCACCAUGUUUUGCCCAUGCAGCUGCCAUUUUGGAGGGCCGAUUGUAUGUGAGCGGUGGCUGUGGUGGGAGUGGCCAAUACCUGGCCUCACUGCUGCACUACGACCCCAAACUUGAGAAGCCAGGGACAUUUCUGAGCCCUAUGGGGGUACCUCGGGCUGGCCAUGUCAUGGCUGCACUGGGUGGGCGGUUGUAUGUGGCAGGUGGGCUGGGUGAGACUGGGGACCUGCUGAGUUUUGAGGCCUAUGAACUAAGGACUGAUAGCUGGACUCACCUGGCACCUCUACCUUCCCCCCAUGUGGGGGCUGCAGGUGCUGUGCUGCAGGGGGAGCUGCUGGUGCUGGGGGGCUACAGUCACCGUACUUAUGCCCUCUCCCACCUUAUCCAUGCCUACUCUCCCGGCCUGGGCCGAUGGCUUUGCCUGGGAACUCUGCCAAGGCCCCGGGCUGAGAUGCCUGCCUGCAUCCUGACACUGCCCACUGUGCAGCACACAGCUUUGGUUCCCACCCCGCACCAAACCAAGCCUGCCGGGUGAAGAGGGAGCAACAGUGUAUGGGGGAGGAAGGCGUAAGAAAUCAUCUGGGAGAAGGACAGAGAUUAUGGGAGAGAAAGGAAGGUUUUAUUCUUGGCAGUAGUUUAUUCUCAUGCUGUGCAUUGUAAACUGCUUUUGUACGUUUGAUCUCCAUUGAGGAAAUGGUGGUUCCAGAACUCCCGGGGAAAGCAUACUGGGGAAGGGGAGGCAGCUGAAUAUUCCGGUAAGGAAAGGAGAGCCAGGAGCAAAUCCACAAGGCUGAGGGAUUCUUGGGAGGGAAAGUGCAUCUGGUUGGAAAGAGAGUUAAGAAGCUUCAGUAGUCAAAGUGUAGAGAUCAUGAGAGGACAGUUGGGUAAAUGGUUCUGACCCAUGGAUCAAGGGAAAAAUGCAGAAUGGCCAUCCAUGAAAGAGUUUGAGGAGUGUGGGAGGAAGGACUGUAAAUCAUUCAGCGCUUUUUUUCCCCAGAACUUGCUCCUUUCUCCUCUCCCAUCCCUGGGAUGCCUAACCCUUCUUAACAAUAUUCUUUCUCAGGUAAUUUUGUAGCCCUGGUCUAGUGUUUCCUAGCGGAGACACCACAGGCCGCCCCUGAGAGCCUCUUGGUUUCCUUCUGAGGCAAAAGCUCCCACCUGGACAUAGAUGGCACAGCAGCCUGAGAGGCCUGAUGGGUCCUCCAGGGCCACGCGACAGGAGUGGUGUGUGGGGAAGAUGAGGGGGGCAGAGAACAAGGGAGGAGAGACCCACAGCGGAAAACAUGAUCUGAGAUUUGAGGAGAUGGGAUGGAAGAAGUCAGAAUGCUGUCUGGCUUCUUGCUUUCCCUUUGGGCAAUUUGAGGAAUCAGGAGUGAAAACGAGACCAUUGUUGUGUGAGAUCUCAAGUGGUGAGAGGAUGUGGCAGAGAGAAGAGUGAGAAGCAGACAAGACUCAGGAAAGUCAUUUCCCCCUUUCAGUCCCUUUUCCCCCAAGUUAUUUUUAAAUUCAUUUCCCUUUUUCUUGGCCAGGGAAGGUGGUCAGAUGCAUCCUCUUUCUCUCUUCCUCCAUCUUGCUCUCCCCACUAUCCCUCUUUUUUUUUUUCUUUCUUUCUCCCUCACACAGUUAUUAAUCACCUACUUUGUGGCAGGCACUGUAGGAGGCAUCAAGGAUACAGAGGUCACAGAGCCCCUGACCAGCAGAUAGACGUAAACAAAUACAAGUUUUGAGUGGACUUAGACGUAUGGACAAGUCUUGUGAGAGCCCAGAGGAUGGAGCAGGGAACUCUGCCCAGAAGGGCUUCUGUUAGGGAAGGUGUCAUCCGAUGAGUGUAUUUUGAACUGGAUCUUAAAGGCUGCCUGAAGUCUCAGAAGGGGAAAUGCAUUUGAAACACAGAGAAGUGAGGCAUGCCGUACCCUGUUUCUCCAUAGCAAAGGGGAAGUUGGUAUUCCAGAGGUUCUUCAGAUAAUUCUGCUGCUUUUGCCACCUAGCCUGUUCUCUGGAGCCUUCCUGAGGAUAAUGGCUUUCACUUAAUGACUUUGUAUUCCCGCCCUGUACCACUCACCUGUAUCCUUCUUGUGUGCUAUUUUCAUUUCUGCAGCCUGGACAGCUGAGAGCAAAAAAGGAUCAGGUUUUUAUGUGUAGGUUGAUUUUCUAUUACCAUUGUUUAUUAAGAUUUUCAUGUUUCUAAGAGUGAUGAUGGAGCCUCCCUUGCACCCUUCUUCAUUCUGGCCCCAGAAGUACUCGACAUGCAUUUUAUUUAUUUAUUUGUAGAUUUUGUUAUUUUAGUAAGGAUUUUUCUGUGUCUCUAUUUAAGCUAGACUAGGAAUGUAGUCGCAAAUGAGAAAGGGUAAGUAGAACGUCUAAGAGAAAAGAAAAGGAAGAAGGAAGAAAGGGAAGAAGGAAAUUGAAGGAGAUGAGAAGCUAUAAUAAUUGGAUGAACUUCUAUGAACAUUUUUUUGUGAUUUGUACCUAAAGACAGGCUUAAAUAAAGAUUUCACAGUGAUUGAAUCUUU
Messenger RNA from Cebus imitator (Panamanian white-faced capuchin), 6304 nucleotides. RefSeq names its product kelch like family member 33 (gene KLHL33). Gene Ontology annotation, molecular function: protein binding. The transcript is spliced from 5 exons. The record is from RefSeq and is a predicted model, not a curated record. NCBI's taxonomy places the organism in Eukaryota, Metazoa, Chordata, Mammalia, Primates, Cebidae. The coding region runs from base 1936 to 4326 and encodes 796 amino acids.